GCCGGCCCGCCCGCGCCAUGAAGGUGCUCCGGCGCGCUUGGCGGCGCCGGGCGGUGCUGGGCCUAGGCUGCCUGGCGUUUUGCAGCACCGCUCUGCUGUACUUGGCGCGCUGCGCUGCCGAGGGCGACGCGCCCGCCGCUGCCGCCGGCGCCGCUCGGCCCCGCGCUGAGGCCUUCCUGGCGGUGCUCGUGGCCAGCGCGCCCCGCGCGAUCGAGCGCCGCAGCGCGGUGCGCAACACGUGGCUGUCCCAGGCGAGGCGCGGCGGCCCCGUGGACGUGUGGGCGCGCUUCGCCGUGGGCACCGGCGGCCUGGGCUCGGAGGAGCGGCGCGCUCUGGAGCUGGAGCAAGCACAGCACGGGGACCUGCUGCUGCUGCCCGGCUUGCGCGACGCCUACGAGAACCUCACGGCCAAGGUGCUGGCCAUGCUGACCUGGCUGGAUGAGCACGUGGACUUCGAGUUCGUGCUCAAGGCGGACGAUGACUCCUUUGCGCGCCUGGACGCUCUGCUGGUGGAGCUACGCGCACGCGAGCCUGCCCGCCGCCGGCGCCUCUACUGGGGCUUCUUUUCUGGGCGCGGGCGCGUCAAGCCCGGAGGUCGCUGGCGAGAAGCUGCCUGGCAACUCUGCGACUACUACCUGCCCUACGCUCUGGGCGGUGGGUACGUCCUCUCUGCGGACCUGGUGCAUUACCUGCGCCUCAACCGCGAGUACCUGCGCUUGUGGCACAGUGAAGACGUAUCGCUGGGCGCCUGGCUGGCACCGGUGGAUGUGCAGCGGGAGCAUGACCCACGCUUCGACACGGAAUACAAAUCUCGAGGCUGCAGCAAUCAGUACCUGGUGACACACAAACAGAGCCCGGAGGACAUGCUGGAGAAGCAACAGAUGUUGCUGCACAGGGGCCAGUUGUGCAAGCAGGAGGUGCAGUCGCGCCUCUCCUAUGUCUACGACUGGUCAGCGCCACCCUCCCAGUGCUGCCAGCGCAAGGAGGGCAUUCCCUGAUGUCAUUGCAGAUGCCGUGGCCUCUCCCGAAACAGGCCACGCUGCCUGGACAAUCUGGCCAAUUAUCUGGGGUGAGCCUGGCUUAUCCAAUUAGCGUUGAGGCCAGAGACAGCUAGCUAUCCGCCACGUGUGCCCGUCAUUCUUGGUCUUGUGUAAGGCCUGUGUAAGGGCAUCUGGUUAUGGGUUUGGAGAUUGCAUCUGCACCACACACACACACUCCCUGGCCCGUGUAAUGCCACCUAUGAGCUAUUUGGAGUGUGAGGGCAGGGCCGUUCUCUUGAUGAGCUUGUAGUGCCCUCAUUCUGCCCCUACUGGGCUCUACAGCUCACUGCCCAUCUUGAAUGUUCACAGACCAACCUGCAGACUGUUGGGCUCAUUUGUAUAUUACCAUCAAAAUGCCAUUUGCCAAAAUUGUCACUGUAUUUGGACAAAGUUCCAUUCUGUCGUGUCUCCUGUUUUUACCCUUUGUCAUAUACAAGUCUGAGACUUGAUUUUCCAAGUCAACUAGCUUAGAAGUAGUAUUUUUGUCUCUGUGGAUAGAAUUUAGUAAGUAUAAUUCUGUUUGCUUGGAACUUAUUUAUAAAUAUUGCAAGCUUGUGUAGAGCAGGAAAAUCUCUGGGUUCGAGGCCAGCCUGGUCUACAUAGUGAGUCCAGGACAGCCAGGGCUACACAGAGAAACCAUGUCUCAAAAAAAAGAGUGCAAGUCUUAAAUUAUUACUUCUUAGCUAUUUAAGAAAAAUAUUUGUGUCAGAACUUGUAACUGUGGAUUAAUCUGUCAACAGGCUGAGUGGCCAACCCCACUGCUGGGUGUGUUUAAAACAUAGAAUGUUUAAACUGUCCAUUUCUCUUUCAGGUUUACACAUAAGUCAGUCCCCUUCCUUUUGUUUUCUGAACAGACGUAAAAGCUUUCGGAGGUCAUGAGCCUAUGGACUGUAAGGCACUUUGUCCACACAAAGUUUCUCUUUCAAAAUGGUUUAUUCACACAAACAUUCCUUACAGUAUCAUGCUAAUAUAAAAGUUAAACAGAUGUCUCACCAAGCGGGGAACAGUUUUUUGGGGGCAGCGGUGCUGCUGCUGGGUUCCACUGGGUAAUCUCCAGUGAAUACAUUUCAAGCUUGCAGGUUCAGCCACUGUUCACUGUGAAGUCCUUCAACUGUGGGAGACUGGAUGG
This is a messenger RNA of Acomys russatus (golden spiny mouse), 2169 nucleotides long. It is a transcript of the gene B3galt6, whose product is annotated as beta-1,3-galactosyltransferase 6. The transcript has a single exon. Bases 18 to 998 code for a protein of 326 amino acids. Gene Ontology annotation, cellular component: membrane. The record is from RefSeq and is a predicted model, not a curated record. Gene Ontology annotation, biological process: glycosaminoglycan biosynthetic process. Gene Ontology annotation, molecular function: UDP-galactosyltransferase activity. Lineage: Eukaryota; Metazoa; Chordata; Mammalia; Rodentia; Muridae.